AUGACUUCAAGCGUGCCCCGACCAGGCCCGGCGAAUUUGAGCCCAAAUGCCGGCCUCGAUGAGUGGCUCGAGGAGGCCAAACAGUGCCACUAUCUGCCCGAGCGGGCCAUGAAGGAGCUUUGCGAAAAGGUCAAGGAAAUCUUGAUGGAAGAGUCCAACAUCCAACCCGUCUGUACACCGGUAACCGUUUGUGGCGACAUCCACGGCCAGUUUUACGAUCUGCUAGAGCUAUUCCGCGUCGCGGGCGGCAUGCCAGGGGAGAACGACGUUCAAGCGCCGACAACAUCAACCGCGGUCAUCACAUCCGAAGAUAUCGAACCUCCCGAGAUCACGAAUCCGAAACUCCUGAAGAAACUCAAGUCCUCCGGUGAUGACGCGACAGGCAACGACGACAGCGAGAAUGCAGAUCCGGUGACAGAGGCCGCAGCUGGCUCUGCGGAUGCUAACAGCACCAUAUCUUCCUCGCAGAGCGCGCAAACUCGAUUCAUAUUCCUGGGCGACUUUGUCGACAGAGGUUACUUCAGUCUAGAGACGUUUACUCUAUUAAUGUGCCUCAAAGCCAAGUCAGUGACGCCCGUAUUCGCUCCACCACUUCGUGACUCCUCUUGGCUAAUCUCUUUGCGAUACAGAUAUCCCGAACGCAUAGUCCUGGUCCGCGGCAACCACGAGUCACGCCAGAUCACUCAAGUAUACGGUUUUUACGAAGAAUGUCAAAAAAAAUACGGAAACGCCUCGGUGUGGAAGGCAUGUUGCCAUGUAUUCGACUUUCUCGUUCUCGCCGCCAUCGUCGAUGGAGAGGUCCUGUGCGUCCACGGCGGCUUGAGUCCCGAAAUCAGAACGAUAGACCAGAUUCGUGUGGUUGCGCGCGCGCAAGAGAUUCCCCAUGAAGGCGCAUUCUGCGACUUGGUGUGGUCCGAUCCAGAGGACGUCGAGACAUGGGCGAUCAGCCCGCGCGGUGCCGGUUGGUUGUUUGGCGACAAGGUGGCAACGGAAUUCAAUCAUGUCAAUGGUCUCAAGCUGAUUGCGCGCGCCCAUCAGCUGGUAAACGAAGGAUUUAAAUAUCACUUUGACGAGAAGUCCGUGGUCACCGUCUGGUCGGCGCCAAACUACUGCUACCGGUGCGGCAACGUCGCCUCCAUUAUGACCGUUGGCGAAGAUCUAGAUCCAAAGUUCAGCAUCUUCUCGGCAGUGCCCGAUGAGCUGAGACACGUGCCCGCUGGGCGGCGAGGUCCAAGCGAUUAUUUCCUGUAA
Molecule: messenger RNA, 1251 nt
Organism: Cordyceps fumosorosea ARSEF 2679
Lineage: Eukaryota; Fungi; Ascomycota; Sordariomycetes; Hypocreales; Cordycipitaceae
Product: serine/threonine-protein phosphatase ppe1
Exons: 3
Coding region: 1-1251 (416 amino acids)
Biological process (GO): peptidyl-serine dephosphorylation; G1/S transition of mitotic cell cycle
Cellular component (GO): cytoplasm
Molecular function (GO): protein serine/threonine phosphatase activity
Source: RefSeq, a predicted model, not a curated record